UAUCUGCAGAUAUUAGCCUUUCAAAGGCUUUUUAUGGCUAUUCAAAGCGAAUUUCGGCUAAAGAGCUACUAUUUUAUCUAAAACGCUUUUAAAGAUUAUUAUUCCGCAACUGGAAUUCCCACUAAGACAGAGGUUUAAUGGUUUAUGAGGCAUUUGGUAUCGCCUUCCACGGCGUGACUUCAGACUCGCCUGACCUAAACACCAUGUGGAGGUUCUAUUGGUUAGUUUGUGGUUUGGGCAUGCAUUAUAAGGGCAAUUUUUUGUGCGCAUAUCGGGUAGUUGGUGGUUGGUACACACCGAUCAUCUCUUGGCCUGGCCAUGUCCCUCCAGCUUCUCGGGCACGUUUUUGAGUACGAGGAGACUGACACGUGAGACUGUUGGAUUCUGCGUGCGCAGCUCAAUUGGCCAAGCUUGUGAGACAAGUUUGGAUUCUGCGUGCGCAGCUUACUUGCCCAAGCAUGUGAGACAAGUUUUGAUGUCGCGUGCGCAGCUCAAUUGCACAAGCUUGUGAAACACACCAAUAAUUAAGAUAGUGAAUGGACAGGUUUUGGGAUAGGCUACCAAGUUGUUUCACUAGUUUUACUAUGAGUAUGCAAUUGGAUCUGACCAAAGGAAUAAUCAUCAUUAAAAACAAAUCAUUUGAAUCAAUGUGAAGAAUAAGGUUACAUUGGCCACACUGGUCUACCGAGUCAGGCACCAGCAACUAUUGGGAAGAUAUCGGAACUUCGAUGGGUGUAUGGGUCAGAGUUCGAUGUGGAAUUCAGAUCAUUUUUAAUGGCAGUUCCAGGAAUGUUGAAACUCUCUUCUCUUCUCAAUUGCCAAAAUUCCUCGGUCUUGUAAGUUCCAAGUACUUGGACAGCUGUACAACUACCACCGCCGGGUCUACUCCGGUUGACUGGACAAAUGCUCGUUUCCCCUAUUUAAUAUUGUCUCUGUAC
Molecule: messenger RNA, 938 nt
Organism: Yamadazyma tenuis ATCC 10573
Lineage: Eukaryota; Fungi; Ascomycota; Pichiomycetes; Serinales; Debaryomycetaceae
Source: RefSeq, a predicted model, not a curated record